Molecule: messenger RNA, 2678 nt
Organism: Penaeus vannamei (Pacific white shrimp)
Lineage: Eukaryota; Metazoa; Arthropoda; Malacostraca; Decapoda; Penaeidae
Source: RefSeq, a predicted model, not a curated record
ACCCCCAGCUCUCGCCAGUCUCUAGUCAUACAGCGGAAGACGAGGGUGCACGCUCUCCGUAUUCUCCUGUCUCUCGGUUAUAUUUACGGGAGGAUCGUGUAGAUUCAGGUCUUUAUAGUAUGGAAUUGUGCAGAUGAUUUAACCAGUGAACAUAUCAUCAAGACAAUAGCUAGAGCAGUGUCCGGAAGUGAAUUAUAUCAAAGAAAGAAUUAUCUGUGAAAGUGUAUACACAGCACGGCUGUCUGAGUGUCGUGUUAGAAGGCUGAAUGGUCGACACUUUUUGUGGUCGUUAGUAACCACUGUGAUGCCUGCCUUAUGUAUUGAAGAGUACGCUGUUGAACCCACUGUCACUUGUUACACAGCGGGCCCAAUAUUCAAGAAAAUGAAGGUCCUCAAAAAAUUCAAGAGACGCAUGGGCCUUGCUGGUCGUGGUUCAUCAUCUUCUAAUCAGCCUCCCUUGACGUUCCAUCCAGUAUGUGGCGACAACGUCCGCAUCAGCAACGAUGGCAAAGUAGCCCGCCGUGCUGAAAGCUUCUGCAAAGGAAUUGCCUUCUCAGCACGUCCUAUCAAAGUUGGUGAACGGGUGUGCCUUCGUCUCCUAGAAGUAUCCACAAACUGGUCAGGAGUUAUCCGCUUUGGAUUCACAUCUCAGGAUCCUGCUGGACUGCGUGAUGCUCUACCAAAGUAUGCAUGUCCAGACCUCACCAAUAAACCUGGCUACUGGGCUAAAGCUUUAAGUGAAAGAUUUGCUGAACAGGGUAGCAUCCUCUUCUAUUAUGUUGAUUCAACUGGUGAUGUACAUUUUGGCAUUAAUGGAGAAGAGCGGGGUGUAUUCUUUGGGGGAGUGGAUACACGCUCUCAGCUUUGGGGUCUUUUUGAUGUGUAUGGUAACAGCACUGCAGUUGAAUUUGUGGAUCCUCUAGCACAGCUCAAUAACCGUGUACGCAUUGUUAAUGAUCUCAGCCCUGGUUCAUCAACAUCCAACUCCAGAGUCCUACCACAGGCUCAAUCAUCUUCCUCACAGCAGGGUCAGUCGCUGCAGCAACAAUCCCAACAGCCUCUACCACAACAGCAACGCCUGGAUUCAGGCGUCGAGAGAUUACAACCGUCCAUGGCACAGCUGGCACUUACUCCUCGCUCCCCAGAUGCACUACCCCUACGGCACCAUGCUCAUACUGCAUUUGCGCCAUUGCCCUUUCAUCGUGUCCGUGGUCGCAAUGUACGUAUGAACAAUGACCGCACAGUGGCUGCACGCACUGAAACUGAAUAUUCACAUGGUUAUGUAUUUACAGCAAGACCUUUACGCCCUGGUGAGAAAUUGGUUGUGCAGAUUCUUCAAACUGAAGCCAUGUAUGUUGGUGCCCUUGCUUUUGGUUUAACAGCAGCAAACCCAGCUGGCCUUGAGUCUGCUGAUCUUCCAGAAGACUGUGAUCUGCUGCUAGAUCGGCCUGAAUACUGGGUUGUAAGCAAGGAUGUGGCUGCUUCACCUCAAGCUGGUGAUGAAUUAGCCUUUUCUUUGACCCAUCAUGGUGAAGUUACCUUCUCCCGCAAUGGUGCAAGCCCACAGAUAUUUAUGCAUGUGGACCACACACUGCAGCUAUGGGCAUUCUUCGAUGUGUAUGGUAAUACUGCAAAGAUACGCAGCCUAGGGGUAACCCCUGACCCCACAUCGCAAUCUUAUUCACAACAGAAUGCCUCCAACUCCCCUCCUCGCCGGCCAGAACCAGUUGGACGUGUCUCUCACUCACAGUUGCCUCGUGCUUCACCUCUUGUUGUGAGUUUACCACCCAGUCCACCAUCCCCGCCUACAUCUCAUGGUCAUUCAACACCAGUACCCCCUGUACCAAAUCCUCGCACAGACACUUUAAGUGGACACAGCACUAUGUCUUCUGUGUACAGUGGAGCAUAUAUGGAGCCAGUUUCAGCUACUUCUACCCUGUCAUCACUAGGAGAUCUUCCGAGUGGUCAAGCCUUGCAUGAGUGCACAGUGUGCUAUGAGAAACCAGUGGAUUCUGUUUUGUAUAUGUGUGGUCAUAUGUGCAUGUGUUAUGAGUGUGCAUUGCAGCAGUGGCGUGGUCGGGGAGGUGGUCAGUGCCCUAUCUGUCGUGCAGUUAUCCGUGAUGUAAUCCGUACAUAUCGGUCAUGACGGGGCCCUGAUGAACUGUCGUCCCCAAUACCCUGCUCACCACCGCCUGUGGAUCACUCGUUUACGAACUGGUGUGUAGAAGGCCCGUGAUACCUGCUCAUAUACCAAAGUUGGUUUUAAAGUGUUUAGCCUGGUGCCGGCCAGGGCUACAUGUCUAGUCUCUGCCCUGCCACGCAUACCUUGGUAUGUGCUGCGCCUGUGUAUUUGUGUCUGUAUGUUUAUUUAAUGUGGCGUGGGAAUACCUGAGAUGCCCAAAUCUCAGUUCUAAGUCAGCUAAUUGUGCUAUUUUGUAUAUAAAAGUGUGUAGACCUAUGUCCUGGGGUACAGUCAGUAAUCCCAGCCUCAGGCCAACUGUAUAUAGCCUAAAAGUAAGUUAUGGGCCCUCUGGCCUGUUAUUUGUAAACCCUGUCAUUGUUUUUAUACUUGAAAACAUAUGAAUAAAUGGUUUUAUAUUCCUGCUUCCCAUAUUCAUUAGGAUGCAAAAUCAUAUCAGUCAUAUCAUCAUCAGAGAAAAAAAUAAAAGGUAAUUCUA